This is a messenger RNA of Trichophyton benhamiae CBS 112371, 627 nucleotides long. RefSeq lists its product as uncharacterized. Gene Ontology annotation, biological process: mitochondrial respiratory chain complex I assembly. NCBI's taxonomy places the organism in Eukaryota, Fungi, Ascomycota, Eurotiomycetes, Onygenales, Arthrodermataceae. The record is from RefSeq and is a predicted model, not a curated record. Bases 1 to 627 code for a protein of 208 amino acids. The transcript is spliced from 3 exons.
AUGGCCGGCCAGCAGGAGGCUCCCGUGUAUCACCCCCAGGAUGCGCUCAAGCGCGCCAUCAACACGACAAUGGUCACCGGCGGCGUCGGUCUCUUCACCUCCGCCGUCCAGAAUACCCUCCAGAAGCAGAACGUCGGCCCUUGGGGCGUCUUCACCAGGUCCGGCAGCACGAUCUUCUUGUUCGCUGCCAUGGGAGGAUCCUACGAGUUUGUCAAGACUGCCUCUGCCAACCUGCGGACAAAGGAAGACUACUGGAACUCGGUCUACGGAGGAUUUGCUGCUGGUUCUCUUGUGGGAUUCCGAGCUCGAACAUUCCCGGCCAUGAUCGGAUACGGAGUUGCACUUGCUACACUGCUGGGUGUUUUUGAGUACAGUGGAGGAAGCAUAGCGGGCAAGAUUGCCGACCCUAACGUCGAUGAGUACGACCGAAGAACCGCCCUCAGGAAGAACUUCCGAAGUCCUGGCGAGGAGACAAUUGCAGAGCUGGGUGAGCGAAGAGGUAUGUCAGGCCCGCACCUCGUGGCUAUUCUGCAGCUGUACCUGUCUAUAUCUCUGCAAUUGAUGAUAGCUAACCGUCCGCAGGAAUCGAGGCACCCGGAUUCGCAGAGAGACGGCGAGAGCGGAUAA